This is a messenger RNA of Fulvia fulva, 534 nucleotides long. RefSeq names its product Short-chain dehydrogenase/reductase. The record is from RefSeq and is a predicted model, not a curated record. Gene Ontology annotation, molecular function: oxidoreductase activity. The transcript has 2 exons. Bases 1 to 534 code for a protein of 177 amino acids. Lineage: Eukaryota; Fungi; Ascomycota; Dothideomycetes; Mycosphaerellales; Mycosphaerellaceae.
AUGCAUUGUCUCGCUCCACCUCCCGACGACUUCACGUCCACGUUUCACCUGCACACCACAGCCGUCUUCUCUUCGGCCAUGGCAUUCCUGCCGUUGUUGCACGCGGGCAACCAGCGCAAAAACACGCCCCAAGACGCUCAGAUUCUAGUCACGUCUUCCAAAGAAGGCUACUCGCGCCAGCUGGGCCACAGCUUUGCAUACUCGACUUCGAAAGCGGCCGUGAAUCACUUGGUCAGGAUGUUGGCGCGCACGUUUGCACAAGACCACUUCCGCAUUCGUGUCAAUCUCAUCGCGCCGGGGUUUUUCCCUUCGGCCAUGACGGAGCCGCUCACUCGCUCCUUGCCCGCGUAUCAGGACAGCCACGGUGCCUUUGCCGGUGCAUCUUGCCUUCCGAGCAGCAAGAAUCCGAGCGAGCGGACUGGCAGCGAGGAAGACUUUGCCGCGGCCGUCCUCUUCUUCGCAAGCCCCGCCGGCGCCUAUCUAAAUGGCGCAGAGCUCCUGCUCGAUGGAGGACAGAAUCUAAUCUCCAGUUGA